AUGACAACUUUACAGCCAGUGAAUCCGAAGCCAUUCUUGAAUGGAUUAACUGGCAAGCCGGUAGUAUGUAAACUGAAAUGGGGUAUGGAAUACAAAGGAUAUCUUGUUUCGGUCGAUGGUUAUAUGAACUUACAGUUGGCUAAUGCUGAGGAAUAUAUUGAUGGCCAGCAUACUGGUGAUGUUGGCGAAGUUUUGAUCAGGUGCAAUAACGUGUUGUGGUGGGGUUGGAAUAGCGCUCGGCUUAUUGCACUUGUGUUAAAUGCCUUGUAUGGAUUAGAGGGAUAUUACAUGAGCAGAUCCGAGGAGCUUACUGUUAAUUGUGUCUUUGGUUUACGUAUAAUUGAAGGCUAUUUGAAAAGUAUUCAAGAUGCUCUUCAUGAUCACGAUGUUCAUCCAGAAAUUAUGAAUGAAAUUUACAACAUAGGUUUAACGGCGAGUAAUAUUGCAGAUAAAGCGUUGCCAUUUAUUAUACAACGAGGAAAAGAUAAAUUUGAUCAGUUUCAAUUUAUUUUCAACAGUAAACUGAAGAUGAAUUUUUCGCAUCAACUUACUGAUGAAAAUUUUCGCUUGAAAAAGAGUGAAGCAAAAUCCGACGGUUUUUCUGGUAUGCCCUCUAUUACUUUUUUCGACAGAUGGAAAGAUGAUAGGUGUUUUUCUGAACUCUUUUCUAUGAAUUAUGUUGACUCAGCAGUGAAUGGUCGCAGUUGCCAGUUAAGUGACUCUUGCAUGCGACGAAUGAUUGAUCAUAGUUUGAUAGAACAUCAUUCAACUCAUCAGAUGUUAUAUUUUAUUAUUGCUUCUCAAACACCAUGCAUUCACAAUAUGACUAGUCUGAUCUCUGUGAUUAAGAACCAAACAACGGCAGCUUUUUUGACUGAGUACUGCACAUAUAUGGCAGAUGACCUGAAAACUGUGUUACAGAAUUCAAAAUCCUCUUUCAAAUAUGAUGAUCGCAAUUUGUUGAUGGAACAGGGCGAGUUCCAUUUUUUUUUAUUGUUUUCAUUACUGUUGAAAUUUUCCCGCUUUAAGAGCAAUUUAUUUUUGUACAUAUCUAGUGAAGUUUUUAUAUUCGUUUAUUUUUUAGUUUUUACUUGUGGACAGUUUGGUUUCGUUGAAAUUUUAUCUCUCCACGUACUUACGUCUAUUCUAAGUUGGCAACACCCUAAGUUGGGCUGUUUCAUCAGUGGUAAGAGCGGCAGUGUGAUUGAUCAUGUAAAUAAGCCAAAGGAUCAGGAUGGUAUUGAUUUUGGUUCGUUAUUUCAAUCGGAAAAUUGUGAGAAAGGUCGAGGGGAUGAUAUUUCAAUGGGAUAUACUUUUCUAAAUUGUCUGGUUUUAGACUCAUGCUCGACAUAUUCAAAUGGAGUUGCCGCAGGUGCAUUAAUUGUUUAUCUUCGUUUUCUGUUGGAUUUCGAGCCGUGGCCCGAAUAUGUUGCCAAUGAGCCGAUAUUUAUAAAAAAUAUCGCUGCGGGAGAUCAAUUUCGAAAGUUUCACUAUAGUGAAUGGGUACGGAGUUCUUAUAUUUCAUCUUUACGUCAUGUACAACCUCCUUCGCUGGGGUGGUCACCAGAUUUUUUUGCAUAUUUGUUGCUUCUCUAUAUUAUUGUAUGUGGUACAAUAAUCACCAAUUUCUGUUGUAAACCAAAAUUAAAGCAGUUAUAUUAUUUUUCUUAUAAAAAGCUUUAA
Thelazia callipaeda (thelaziosis nematode) is the source of this 1683-nucleotide messenger RNA. The record is from the annotation of a GenBank genome assembly. Lineage: Eukaryota; Metazoa; Nematoda; Chromadorea; Rhabditida; Thelaziidae.